AUGGUUGCUAUGUACAAUGUCGCAGGCCGCCAGGUCGGAUCCCACUGGCUGGCUAUCGCUACGCUCAGCACCGCAUUUGGUCUGCCCUACCUGCUGACGAGAGGCGGUGGAGCCAAGAAAUCGACUACACCUCCAAUCAACGCCUCAAGCAAGGACGAGGAGAAGUUCAUUCAGGAAUUUCUACAACAGGUGGAGCAAGAGGACAAGGGCAACAAGAUCUCGGAGAAGGAGGCGCAUUAG
Messenger RNA from Fonsecaea pedrosoi CBS 271.37, 240 nucleotides. RefSeq lists its product as uncharacterized. The transcript is spliced from 3 exons. Gene Ontology annotation, biological process: proton motive force-driven ATP synthesis. Bases 1 to 240 code for a protein of 79 amino acids. The record is from RefSeq and is a predicted model, not a curated record. Lineage: Eukaryota; Fungi; Ascomycota; Eurotiomycetes; Chaetothyriales; Herpotrichiellaceae.